GAUGAUGAUUCUUAAAAUGGAGGAGCUUUUCUUUUUUGUAAAGAACAACCAUGAUAUAAUCUUGGCUGUUCUGCUUUCUGGUUUAAUCACUCGGCUUCUAACAACGAAACUUAGGAAAUCAUCGGACGCCAUCCCAGGACGCCUUGGUCUUCCUCUUGUUGGUGAAACAUUCUCGUUUCUUUCGGCUACUAAUAGCGACAAAGGCUGUUACGAUUUUGUUCGUCUUCGCCGAUCAUGGUAUGGGAAGUGGUUCAAAACAGGACUUUUUGGCAAAGUUCAUGUUUUCGUCCCGAGUGUUGCAGGUGCGAAAACGAUUUUAACAAACGAUUUUCAGUUGUUCAACAAAGGUUACGUGAAAUCUAUGGCGGAUGCUGUUGGAAAGAAUAGCUUGCUUUGUGUACCAGUCGAGAGCCAUAAACGAAUCAGGCGGCUUUUGUCCGCUCCUUUCUCCAUGGAUUCUUUGUCCAAAUUUGUUCAGAAAUUUGAUAAGUUGGUCUCCGAAAGAUUCGAGAAGUUGGCUGAAAAUGGCAACAGUUUUGUGGUUCUUGAUUUCACCAUGAAGAUAGCAUUCGAUGCAAUGUGUGAUAUGUUGAUGAGCAUCACAGAUGAAUAUUUGCUGAAAGAAAUGGAAAAAGACUUCACUCCUAUUUCUAAUGCUAUGCUCUCUUUUCCAUUCAUGAUUCCUGGCACUAGAUACUAUAAAGGCAUCAAGGCACGUGAAAGAGUCAUGAGAUUUUUCGAAGAAAUGAUUGCUAGUAGACGGAAUAGCAAAGAGGUUAAUGAAGACUUUUUGCAGUCGAUGUUAGAAAGAGAUUUGUUUGCAGCAGACGAGAAACUCGAUGAUUCAGAGAUAAUGGAUAAUAUGUUAACAUUGAUAAUAGCCGGGCAGACGACAACUGCGGCUGCAAUUAUGUGGAGCGUUAAGUUCUUAGAUGAGAAUAAACAAGUCCAAAACACGUUAAGAGAAGAACAGUUGUCGAUACUUAGAAAUAAACCAGAAGGGGCUUUUCUUUGUAAAGAGGAUCUUAACAAGAUGUCUUAUGGCUCAAAGGUCGUCAAAGAGACACUAAGAAUGUCGAAUGUGUUGCUAUGGUUUCCUCGUGUUGCUCUUGGCGACUGCAAAAUUCAGGAGUUUGAGAUCAAGAAAGGAUGGCAUGUUAAUAUUGAUGCUACUCAUAUACACUAUGAUCCAGAAUUGUAUAAAGAUCCUUUGCACUUCAAUCCAUCAAGAUUUGAUGAAAUACAGAAGCCUUACAACUACAUACCGUUCGGAUCAGGGCCUCGAACGUGUUUAGGGAUCAAUAUGGCAAAGGUGACGAUGUUGGUCUUCUUGCAUAGGCUAACUAGCGGAUACACUUGGACGGUCGAUGAUCAAGAUCUUAGCCUCGAAAAGAAAUCCCACAUCCCUAGACUGAAGAGCGGAGUUCCGAUUACAUUAACAUCUCUAAAAGAUUAUCAGAUUUGAAAAAAAAAUCAUAAUGUUCUUUUAGCAUUUCAUCGAUAUAUAGAUGACGUUUCUAAGUUUGGGGAUAUUAUUUAAAGGUGUGCAAGAGAUAUUUAUAUACUAGAUAUAUGAACUAUAUUACACCAAUGAAAGUAGCGUUUACAUUUAUAUGUUAAUCAAAAGAUGUAAUUUCACGUUGUAUGAUAUGAAAUGU
Cynara cardunculus var. scolymus (artichoke) is the source of this 1658-nucleotide messenger RNA. RefSeq names its product cytochrome P450 90A1-like. The transcript is spliced from 9 exons. The record is from RefSeq and is a predicted model, not a curated record. Bases 2 to 1465 code for a protein of 487 amino acids. Gene Ontology annotation, biological process: brassinosteroid biosynthetic process; brassinosteroid homeostasis; multicellular organism development. NCBI's taxonomy places the organism in Eukaryota, Viridiplantae, Streptophyta, Magnoliopsida, Asterales, Asteraceae. Gene Ontology annotation, molecular function: monooxygenase activity; iron ion binding; heme binding.